AUGGCAUCGAGAGAUUGCAUAGCUGAAGAUGCGACUGAACUUAUUGGUAACACACCUAUGGUUUAUCUGAGAAAAAUUGGCCGAGGAUUAGCAGGUAUCAUUGCUGCCAAGGUUGAAUAUUUAAACCCCGCAUGCUCCGUGAAAGAUCGGAUUGGGUUAGCCAUGAUCAGAAGUGCAGAAGAUGCUGGAAAGAUUCGUCCAGGUCUCACUACGUUGAUAGAACCUACAUCCGGCAACACGGGAAUCGCACUUGGAUCAGUAGCUGCUGCUCGAGGAUAUCGUCUUAUCAUUACUAUGCCAGCAAGUAUGAGCAUCGAAAGACGUACAUUACUGAGAGCAUACGGUGCGGAGCUCGUUUUGACUGAUCCUGCUUUGGGGAUGAAAGGAGCGAUCGAACGCGCUAAAGAAUUACAUAAAAAUAUACCGAAUAGUUACAUUCUGGCUCAGUUCGAUAAUCCUGCCAAUCCACAAGUGCAUUACGCAACAACUGGUCCUGAAAUAUGGAAACAAACGCGAGGAAAAGUGGACGUAUGUGUUUUCGGUGUCGGAACAGGAGGCUCAAUUACAGGUGUAGGUCAGUACCUGAAGGAACGCAAGCCAAGCGUUAAGAUGUUUGCCGUUGAACCGGUGGAGAGUGCAGUUCUCAGUGGUAAUCCGCCUGGCGCGCACCGGAUCCAAGGAAUUGGAGCUGGCUUCACUCCUUCUGUUCUUGACACGUCAAUAUAUGAUGGCAUUGUUACCGUACAUUCAGACGAAGCUAUGAUAAUGGCUAAAAGAAUGGCACUCGAAGAAGGUCUUCUAUGUGGUAUAUCAUCUGGUGCCAAUGUUCAUGCUGCCUGUAAGGUUGCUUCACGUCCAGAAAUGUCUGGGAAGUUAAUUGUCACACUGUUACCAAGUUUUGGUGAGCGCUACCUUUCUACCCCCUUGUAUAUGGAUAUUCGUGACGAAGCGAUAGGCAUGAAUGUGAGUGCACUUGAAAAAGAUUUAAGCCGAAUCAACCUUCCUCAACUGGAUUUAGAGAGAAUAAACACCUAUAAAAUCUAG
Angiostrongylus costaricensis is the source of this 1044-nucleotide messenger RNA. The record is from the annotation of a GenBank genome assembly. Lineage: Eukaryota; Metazoa; Nematoda; Chromadorea; Rhabditida; Metastrongylidae.